Molecule: messenger RNA, 777 nt
Organism: Magallana angulata
Lineage: Eukaryota; Metazoa; Mollusca; Bivalvia; Ostreida; Ostreidae
Product: blastula protease 10-like
Exons: 5
Coding region: 61-777 (238 amino acids)
Source: RefSeq, a predicted model, not a curated record
AUCAGAAAGAUCAAAGCACAGUCAUUGAAAGGAUUUUUAUACAUUUGAUACGUUUGGAAAAUGAACGCAGCCAUUCUUUUCAUUGUUGUUUGGAAUUUAUGUUCAGAAUUGGUAGCUAUUAAUAAUUUGCAAUACGAAGACGGCAUCAGUGGUCAAAUAACAUCACCGGGCUACCCUGGGAACUAUCCCAACGAUGUCAAUUAUACAUGGAUAAUAAGGACAGGGAGCCACUCAGCAAACGUAACCUUCAGGGUUAUUGAUAUGAAUAUCGAAAAAUGGGGGCCAUGUGAUGAUUAUUUGGAGAUAAUGGAAAUUGAACCUUGUUGUUUUCGCCUUUUUAAACGAUGUGGACAAUUGAAGAAUUACAAUCUAUCUGGACGAGGAAAUGAAAUCAGAGUAUUAAUAUUAUUUAUAUCAGACAAGAGUAUGACAGACAAAGGAUUCAACCUCACAUGGAAAGUAUCUCUACCACAAACAAAAGCCUUACCGACGCAGAAAAUGUUGGCUACGACAACAAAAUACAAGGUUAGAACAACAUCCAAGAAAAUGGAGGUCAAAACUACUGCAUUGCAACUAGAGACCACAACUCCUACACCAUCUCAAGCCCAGAGUACUGUGCAAGCUAAAAUUACAUCAGCUCCUAGGACAACUCAAUCAACUACAAAAGACAUAAGUAUGUUCAAAAAUAUCUUCUCUACAACAUUUACAACACUGAUACCAGAGUCCCCAUCAACUGUGGAGAAUCCGGGUAGAAUAACCAGUCAAUCCAUUCGAUAA